GCGUCAGGCUGCGCUCCGACCGCUCGGCACGGGGCAGCGCUUCGGGGGCACCGCUCCGCCCGCGCCCUCCCGGAACUUUUAGGGCCUUUUUUUUUAUUAUUUUUCCGCCGUUUCUUCCCCCGGUGCCGCCGGAGGCAGCCGAGCUCUGAUCGCAACGGGAUCCGCGGGGCAGCGCUCCGGGCUCGGCCGCAUGGAGCCGCAGCCCGGCGCUCGGAGCUGCAGCCGCGGGGCCGCCCCCUGCGACCCUCUCCCCGCGGAGCGCCCCGUCCACCUCUGCAUCCACACCACGACCGGAGCGCGUUACGAAGUGGCCGUUCCUCCGGACGAGACGGUGGAGGGGCUGAAACGGCGGCUGUCGCAGCGCCUUAAGGUGCCCAAGGAGCGCCUGGCGCUGCUGCACAAAGACAGCCGCCUCAGCUCCGGGAAGCUGCAGGACCUGGGGGUGGUGGAAGGCAGCAAACUGACGCUGGUGCCCACCGUGGAGGCCGGCCUGAUGUCCCAGGCAUCCAGGCCGGAGCAAUCGGUGAUGCAAGCGCUGGAAAGCUUAACUGAAACUCAGGUCAAUGACUUCUUGUCGGGCCGCUCCCCGCUCACCCUGGCGCUGCGUGUGGGCGACCAUAUGAUGUUCGUGCAGCUCCAGCUGGCAGCCCAGCAGAGCAGCGGGCAGCUCCAGCACCGGCACGUCAUCGCCAGCCGCGGCGAGGCGGGGGCCACCAACGGCCCCCACUGCCGGACCCUGCACGGCAGCACCGGCUCCGGCUUCGCCCGCAUCCCCGUGGUGCCCUCCUGCCCGCAGAGCCCGGCUCCCAGCCCCACGCCCGCCACGCCGGCCCCCCCCGUGUACUGUAACGCCCCCCACCCCGCUCCCGUCACCGCAGGGAUGUUCCGCUCUCACGGGGCCGGCGCGCAGACGGUGAACAGCAGCGUGGUGUCCUCCUGCUCAGAGGUGGACUGCAGUAUGCGUGGCGGCUCCUCGCCCAGCAGCAGCCCUGCCCCGAGCGCCCGAUCCCGCAAACCCGGGGCCGUCAUCGAGAGCUUCGUCAACCACGCGCCUGGGGUCUUCUCAGGGACCUUCUCCGGCACUUUGCACCCCAACUGCCAGGACAGCAGCGGGCGGCCGCGGCGGGACAUCGGCACCAUCCUGCAGAUCCUCAACGACCUCCUCAGCGCCACGCGACACUACCAGGGCAUGCCGCAGUCCCUGGCACAGCUCCGCUGCCAGACGCAGUUCUCCUCCUCCUCUUCCUCCUCCUCCUCCUCCUCCUCCUCGCCGCCCGCAUCCCCGGACCUCACCACCAAAACUACCUCAGAGCCGCUGCCCGCGGCCGCAGCAUCCCCACCUCUGCACCCCGUCGUCCAGUGCCAAAGCCAGAUCCGGAUGUGCAAGCCCAGCGGGGAUCGCUUGCGGCAGACGGAGAACCGGGCGACGCGCUGCAAAGUGGAGCGGCUGCAGCUGCUGAUGCAGCAGAAGAGGCUGCGCAGGAAGGCCAGGAGGGACGCGAGGGCUCCGUACCAUUGGCUGCCCAACCGCAAAUCCUCCCGCACCAACAGCAACAGCAGCGUCUCCAGCGAGGGCAGCCUGGACCUGGACUUCGAGGACUCGGUCUGGAAGCCGGAGGUCAAAGCGGACAUCAAGUCCGAAUUCGUCGUAGCAUAGAGCCGGGCUGCGGCCGCGGACUCGUGUUGGUGGGGAGGUCACCCUCACCCUCACCCCCCCCCCCCCCUCCCUCCCUCCACCUACCUGUGACCGCCCCCCCACCAUCCCCCCCUACCCUCCCCACCACCACCCCGUUGAGGAUGGGGUGUUGUUUCUGUUGGCAUGGGCCAGAUCUCCACUCCUGCGGAUGUGGCUGCGCUGGGGGGGGGGGAGGGGUGAGAGGUGGGAGCUGCUGCUGUGUCCCCCCCCCCCCUUCCCCUUAGCCCAGGUUCUGCCCCUGCCCUGAGUGCAGUCCGGGCACCGGGGGGGGCCCUGGGGAUCAAAGCUGCUCUUUGGCUGUGAAGAGGGGCGCAGCGGCUCAGCCCCCCCCAUGGGCAGCAGGAGGCAGAGUCCCUUUGGAGGUGCUGGGGGCCCCCGCCAGCCUGGGGGGGGCCAUUUGUUUCCCUUCCCUUCUAUAUGUAGCAUUGCUCGGCUGCGGGGCUGGGCCCCCCUCCGGCCCCACGUGUGCAGGCAUGGGGGGGGGGGGGGGGGAGAUGGGAUGGGGGGGUGGGGGGGGGGGGGGACACAGACAAUGCCACGCGUGUGCCUGGUGCCGCAGCCGGGGGGGGGGGGGUUGGGGAGGGGGGGGGCCUUCAUUUUGGGGUGUUUUUUUUUAAUUAUUAUUAUUUUUUUGGUUCUUGGGGAGGGAUGGGGGGGGGGGAAUAGGACCAGCACGAUUCCCUCUGCAGAGUGGCAGAGUGUCCUCCAGCCCCCCCUCCAGCCCCCCCCAAUCCCCUCCCCCCCCCCCUUCGGUUGGGGCGUUGCGUCGUUUUAUUUUUUAACUUAAAAGAGGAAGAAAAAAAAAAGAAAAAAAAAAAAAAAAGGAAAAAAAAAAAAAGGUUAAAAAGCAAAAUGGUCCCAACCCAAUGAUGGUACCUGCCAGUGUGGGGCCCCUAUUUAUAGACAUUGACCCAACUGAGCCAAUACUGACAUAGUCUUGCAUAGGCUGUAGGAAUCUUUCUUGUCCGACUUUGGUUUUUCGUCAGGAGAUCUGUGCAAAUAGAGAGCCCACGUGAUGUGUUUUUUGUCUGUAAAAGUCUCUUAUUCUUUAUUUUUUAUUUUUUUUCUUCCCCUGUGUGUGUUUUGGGGAGGGGGGGGGGUGAAGGGGGGGGCGGGGAGGAGAAGAGCGAAGCUUUGGGUCUUUAAUAUUUUAUUUUUUAUUUUUGAAAUAAAUUUGGGCAGUCUCCAUGCAACUGCG
Messenger RNA from Gallus gallus (chicken), 2894 nucleotides. It is a transcript of the gene MIDN, whose product is annotated as midnolin. The transcript has 8 exons. Gene Ontology annotation, cellular component: nucleus. NCBI's taxonomy places the organism in Eukaryota, Metazoa, Chordata, Aves, Galliformes, Phasianidae. The record is from RefSeq and is a predicted model, not a curated record. Bases 191 to 1657 code for a protein of 488 amino acids. Gene Ontology annotation, molecular function: protein binding.